UAUUAUUAAAAGUCAGCGAUUUACGGUGCGACGUUUGUGUUUCCGCAUAGCUCGCGAUCCAUAUCGUAUCGCUCGCUUCCACGGGAUAGAUUCCGUUUCUGUCUCCGUCUCUGGAUCACGGUUGGAUCUAGCAUUAGACUGCUUUCUACACGUUUUGUAUCACGUGGAUUAGAAAAUUUGGGCUUGUUUCACAUAUUAUCGUUUUGGCUUUUUAUUGGUUUUUAUCUUGCCUAAAUGUUUCUUCACAGUCUCGAUCUGUGUCAUGAAAUGUUUCUUGAACUUUCUUCACACUCUCGAUCUGUGCACACAUUUUUUUGGUUGUUUUGUUUGUGUAUUUUUUAAUUUUUAUUUUGGCUAGUCAAGAGAAGAUGAUAAGAGAUUCCCUGGUACUUAAAACACGGUGUGCUAAUUAUCGCAAUUUAUCGGCAACAAAGAUUUCGCACGAGGACAAUUUAGUUACCGCCGUAAAAUUCGAAGCUUCUCAACUUGUGCUUUGUGAAAUUUCCACCUACGUGAACUCAUGGACAGAAUGUUUAGCCGUCUGUGCCGCUCUUCUACCAAAACAUUACUGCCGCAAUUUACCGUAUGUAAUACGAAAAGUUUCUGAUCGUGUGGAUUUAUGAUUUAUGUUCGGGAUCUGUGCUGCAGAUCUUAAUGCAAACUGUUUGGACCGCUUCCUUCGACAGGACAGCAGCAGCAACCGGCAACUCGUUAACAUUCUUGGAUGACAUUUACAUCAACGGUGCACCGAAUCCGCAUUUUUCCGCGGAAUUCUUGCUGCGACAGUACAUUACCGGCGCCAUUCCCCUGUACCGUUUGCCACCGAAAACCAUGCAGCAGAUCCGCGACGACGUCGAACAAGAACUUGCCAGACAGCGGGAGGCCAGGGACCGGCAUAACUUCCAGAAGCAGCUAGAGAAUGAGGCGACGAUUCAAAGCUAUUUGGAUGCCCAAGCCGCCGCCAAUGAAACCAACACGCCGCGGAUUCAGGAGAUACGCCGAGCAUUCCAGCUGCGUCGGAACGAGGCUCAGCGGCUGCAGAAUGCGGAAGCCCUGAAGUACCAACAGCCGGUCUCCACUGAAGACAGGCAACAGUUGGAAGCCGCUGACUUCCUUGGUAAUAUAAUGGCGCCAAAGCCUAUCGACCGUGAUCCCUGGGACAACGGUUGAUAUGGCAUGGUCUGGUGUGAAAAUACGUAAAUGUUGUGCAUGCAAGUGUCUUGGUUUUAUAUUUAUGUUCUAGUACUUAGUAUACUCAGUUUCAUGUACUUAUUGUCAGUAGGUUUUUGGUCUCAUUUUCUAAGCAAUUUGUGUGUUGUUUCAAUUGCUUGUUUGCUUCAGAAUUUUGCGGCAUUUAGUUAGUAAUAACUUUUCUUGA
Paramacrobiotus metropolitanus is the source of this 1378-nucleotide messenger RNA. RefSeq lists its product as uncharacterized. NCBI's taxonomy places the organism in Eukaryota, Metazoa, Tardigrada, Eutardigrada, Parachela, Macrobiotidae. The transcript has 2 exons. The record is from RefSeq and is a predicted model, not a curated record. Bases 655 to 1170 code for a protein of 171 amino acids.